This is a messenger RNA of Westerdykella ornata, 1977 nucleotides long. Its product is annotated as Nucleotidylyl transferase. The transcript has 2 exons. Gene Ontology annotation, biological process: arginyl-tRNA aminoacylation; mitochondrial translation. Gene Ontology annotation, cellular component: cytoplasm; mitochondrion. Gene Ontology annotation, molecular function: ATP binding; arginine-tRNA ligase activity. NCBI's taxonomy places the organism in Eukaryota, Fungi, Ascomycota, Dothideomycetes, Pleosporales, Sporormiaceae. The record is from RefSeq and is a predicted model, not a curated record. Bases 1 to 1977 code for a protein of 658 amino acids.
AUGGCAACACUCUCUGUCACCAACCUUGAGCGGCUCUUUGGCGAACUGGAACUGUCCACGCCAAUCCCGCAGUUUGCCUCGUCGGACAUACGAAGCAAACCUCUCGAUCUAUACCGCUCGUACCUCGCCGAGCUGAUAUGCGGCAUAGUUGACUGCGACCCUACUGCUGCAUACAGCGCCGUUCAAUUAUCCAAUGACCCAUUGCAUGGCGACUUCACUGUUGUCCUACCAAGGCUUUGCACCAAUGCAAACCCGAAAGAGCUAGCACAAACAGUGAUCGAGAAGUUCGCGCCGAACGCGCUUUUCGAUCUUCCAUGGGCAGACGGAGUCUACCUACGGGUCUGCGCCCAUUCCGGCACCCUUCCGCGCCUCCUCAUCCCUUUCAUCAUUGAAAGAAAUUCCGGGUAUGGGAGGCAUGGCGAAGAAAAACAAGAAACAGGAUCUCUGUCUCCCAGACAAGAGAAAGAAGUAGUCGUUGAGUUUUCGUCUCCGAACAUUGCCAGCGAGUUUCAAGCAAAGCAUCUGCGAAGCACUAUCAUAGGUGAAUUUAUAAGCAACAUCUACCAGUUCAUGGGUUGGAAGGUAUUCCGAACCAAUUACCUCGGCGAUUGGGGUAAAGACAUGGCACUACUAGGUGUUGGCUGGGAGAACUUUGGGUCGGAGGAAGAUUUUGAAAAAGAUCCCGUGUCGCAUCUCCUUGACGUCUAUCACAAGAUUCACCAAGAGUUUCUACCUGAACAAAUUGCAAGCAGGAAGGCUCGCGACGAGGCGAAGAAGCAUGGGCAGGACGAACUUGAAGCUACAGUAGGAAUCGAAGGCAGGGGGGUCUUUGCUGAGCGGAAUGCAUUCUUCAAGAGAAUGGAAGACGGUGAUCAACAUGCCCUUGAUUUGUUCAAAAGUAUACGCGAAGUCAACAUCGACAGUUAUGCGAAGUUUUACGGCCGCCUUGGGAUCACCUUUGACGAGUAUUCAGGAGAGUCGCAAGUCAGGCAGGAGACAAUCGCGGAGCUUGAGCAGGCUCUGAAAGACAAGGGUAUUACUGAAGAAAGCGGUGGGGCGAGUGUCAUUGACAUGAAAAAGCUGGGAGCGAAGUUCGGUACCGCUAUUGUGCGCGACAGAACGGGGAGUAGCACAUACUUCAUGCGCUAUCUUGCUGCGGUGCUGGAACGUUCACGACGACAAGAGUUUGACAAGAUGAUUUUCGUUGCGGCUGACAAAACUGGCCACUUUUCCAGGCUCAUCAAAGUCUUCGAAGCAUUAGGCAUGACAGAGCUUGCGGCGAAGCUGGAGCAUGUCCAGCUCAACGACGUCUCCCACAUGGCCGAAAAGCUGGGCCACGACUGUCAACCUCAUAAUAUAAUUGAUCAAUGUGCAAAGGCUGUGCGAGAUGUACUGAAGGCCGACGAACAGAAAGCGACUGUCCUUGGAACUUCCGAUGAAGUAGUGACAAAGCUCGGCACCACGGCCAUUCUGGCGCAAGAACUAUCGACCAAGCGGGGAAGCGAUCAUGCCUUCGACAUCAACAGCAUGGCAUCGUUCAAGAGUGGGACUGGGGCAUACCUACAGUAUCACUAUGCACAGCUUUGCUCGAUAUUGAAAUCUCACCCGUUGAAAGCCGAUUUGACUCCUGAAGAUUACGAGAGCCUCUCAGAAGAAGAGCAUACGAGCCUUCUCCUUGCACUAGGCCAAUAUCCUGAAGUUGUCCAGGCCACGUACAAAUCAUUAGAACCCGCAAAUAUCAUGGCAUACCUACACACAGUCGCCGAGAAGCUAACGGACUGUCUCGAUGACGAUGAAGAUGACGAGCAGGAAGAGCAAGAGGGGGUCCGUGAUAUGGAGGAGAAGGGUAUCGGCCCUGUACAAAGCGCUUUAUUUGAAGCAACAAGGGUUGUUCUUGAGAAUGGGAUGAGGUUGUUAGGCCUUGAACCCGUAGCUUUUCUGCUACGAGAGCGUGCAGAUACCCCAGUUGCGGAUUAG